UCUCGGGUGACCUCCGCGUUGACUCUACCCUCCGCGGUUUCGUCUUUGAAAUGGGAUCGCGGGUCCUGACGUCACUCGGGCUCUCAAGCACUGUCCUGACCAAGGGGAAAGCCGGCCAGGUGGAAAAACCAAUCCCCCGGCUCUGGAACCCGUUUCUAUGACAACCCGGCUAACCAGCGUCUGCGGGCGGAGCGCUGCUUGUCACUUCCAGCUCAUUUGCUUCCGGGUUCCGCUUGGGCCUCCUCGACUGCCCCUGAGGGGUGAGGUUGGGUUCCGCGGAGAAGCGCUCCUCCCCUCCUCCCGUCUCCCGCUGCCUCGUCCCCGAACGGUAGCCCCUCAUUCCUCCUGUUCACCUGGGGGCCACCGGCUUCCGCCGCUCCUUCCCAGGCUCAGCGCGCAGCCUCGAUCCGGCCUCUCGCAGGGGCCCUCCGUUGACGUCACUUCCGGGCAGAGUGCUUCCGGGCCGCCCAAGCUCCGGUACUGGUCUCGGUCCCUGGAGCCGGCGGGAGCGACGGGGCCGUGCUCCGGCGGCGCUCGCUUGGCUGGCGGGCAGCGGCGGAGCAUGCGCUGGCCCGUGGGUACCAUGCCAGUUCUUCAUGUGAUGUGCCAACCUCCAGUCCCAGAGCCAUGGGGGAGAUGAGGUAGCCCUUGGGUUUGAUUGGGGAAGCCCAGUUCAAUGGAUACGAAGUACAAGGAUGAUUUAUUUCGGAAGUACGUGCAGUUCCAUGAGAGCAAAGUGGACACCACCCCUGGCAAGCAGCAGCCUGGUGGCGAUGAGUACCUGCGAGUGGCAGCCGCCACGCUGCUCAGCCUGCACAAGGUGGACCCCUUGCAACGAUUUCGGCUGAUCCGCUUUUAUGAAGUGGUGGAGAGCUCCCUCCGCUCACUGAGCGGCUCCAGCCUGAGCGCUUUGCACUGCGCCUUCAGCAUGCUAGAGACGGUGGCCAUCAACCUCUUCCUGUUCCCCUGGAAGAAGGAGUUCCGCAGCAUCAAGACCUACACAGGCCCUUUUGUUUACUAUGUCAAGUCCACAUUGCUGGAGGAGGACAUCCGAGCCAUUCUGAGGUUCAUGGGCUACGAGCCUGAGUUGGGCACUGCGUACAAACUAAAGGAGCUUGUGGAGUCCCUCCAGGUGAAGAUGGUCUCCUUUGAGCUCUUCCUGGCCACGGUGGAGUGUGAGCAGAUGCUGGGGAUCCACUCGAAGGUGAAGGACAAGGGCUACUCGGAGCUGGAUGUGGUGACCGAACGCAAGGGCAGCACAGAGGACGCGCAUGGGUGCUCAGAUGCUCUGCGGAGACGGGCCGAGAGUCGGGAGCACCUGACCACUUCCAUGGCUCGUGUGGCACUUCAGAAGUCAGCCAGUGAGCGGGCAGCCAAGGACUACUACAAGACCCGAGUGACCAAACCCUCCAGGUCGGUGGAUGCCUACGAUAGUUACUGGGAGGGCAGGAAGCUCUCCUCAAAGGUCUCCUCACUGGGUCUGCGAAAGGAUCCCCUGGCCAUGGCUGUAGGGGAUGACCUGAAGGAUGAGAUCAUCCGCCCGUCCCCCUCCUUGCUGACCAUGUCCAGCUCCCCCCAUGGUAGCCCUGAUGACCCUCCAUCCAUCUCCCACGUCAAUGGCCUUGGCCUGCUGCGCAGUACGUACUUUUCCACUCAGGAUGACGUGGACCUGUAUACGGACUCGGAACCCAGGGCCACCUACCGGAGGCAGGAUGCGCUGCGACCAGAUGUGUGGCUGGUUAAAAAUGAUGCCCACUCCAUUUACCACAAGCGUUCACCCCCCACCAAAGAGUCAGCCCUCUCCAAGUGCCAAAACUGUGGCCUGCCCUGCAGCUCCUCCCUCUGCCAGCGCUGUGACAGUCUACUCGGCUGUCCUUCCGCCUCCAAGUCCAGCGCCUUUCCCAGUAAGGCCUCUGCUCACGACAGUCUGGUCCAUGGGGCACCUGUGCGGGAGAAGUAUGUGGGCCAGACUCAGGGCUUUGACCGGCUGCCACCUGUGCACUCAAAGCCCAAGCCCUCCACCACAGCCACCUCCCGCUGUGGCUUCUGUAACCGCGUGGGUGCCACCAACACCUGCACUCAGUGUUCAAAAGUCUCCUGCGACGCCUGCCUCGGCGCCUAUCACUACGACCCCUGCUGCAGAAAGAGUGAGCUGCACAAGUUCAUGCCCAAUGACCAGCUCAACUACAAGUCCACGCAGUUCUCCCAUCUCGUGUACAGAUAGGUCCCACCCCACCUCCUGCUACAAGGGCUACACCACUGACCUGGCUUGGUUCCGUCAAGAGGUAGCACGGCAGUGUCAGAGGCGGAGGCCUGAGCUUGACCAUGGAAGCGGCCAGGGCUACUGUUCCUUCACACGCGAGUUCACUUAGCACUUGACACGCCCCCGCAGCUGCUGUGUGGGCUGAGGGACAGAGUGGCACCUCAUCCAGUCAUUUCACUCAUCUCUCCACUCCCUGCUUAGCUGGUUUGGGUUUGGGUUUUGGUUCUGGUUCCUUUGAAAGAAGGUCUCUGUCUCUGGGACUCUCGCCAUACCUACCCCUCCCACUGCAAAGCCGGUUUGGACUGGGAAGGGUCCUUUGGGUCACCUUCAAAUACCCACGAAUGGCGAGCUAGAGGCCUGCUGGCUUGUGAAAUGAGCCCUCCUGCCAUACCAGCCUCUCUGAUGGCUCGCCUCUUCUCCUGCUCUACUGAUACAAGGAUCCCUAGGCAGAUGUCCCCUCCCCCUACCUCUCCCCAACCAGUUUCAAAGGGGAGCCAAGUCCAGUAUUAGCUGAAUGCCAUCUUGCCAGCUCCACUCAAUCAGCCCACAGUGUUGGCGAGCUCUGCUCAGCAAUUGGAAAGUGGACUCCACAACAGCACUGAUGUCCCUCCUUGUUUGCACCCCCUUAUUGUACUGUAUGUACAGUUGGAGGUUUAUUUGCAAGUGAGUAUUCAACUUACUGUGUGUUUCAACAUGGUGAAAGGAAUAAUGAUAUGGUAUAUAUAAAGGCACCCUGGGUCCUUUAGUCUUCCAAGCGGGGGUGCUCAUGCCCUUUCCUAGGUGGUCUCCACUUGCUAGGGUGGAGCCGAGAGCCUCGCUCGGGGUAGGGGACUGACAGAGCCCAUGUUUCUUCUCACGUGAGAGCUGCUGCCGUUCCCUAUGGUAAAUAUUAUUAUACACCUACCUCCAGUGUGCACAAGGGGUUGGCACGGUGCCGAGGUCUGCAGUGACCCCAGUGACAAGUUGGAGACCUCAGCCUUCACAUCUGCAGCUCUGGUCUUGGUGCCUGCUGAGCAUGAAUCUUGCACCCCAAACCUCGAGUUUCAUUUCAGAAGGAAAUUCAGGUGGGGUUCCCUGCCCCAUCUAUGCCUUCCUCACUGGUUCCCAGGGCUCUCAGCAGUGGCUCUCAAGUUUUUUUGCACUAGGGUGGGCAGAAGGGGUGGGGUGUGUGCCCUGCAGACAGAUGCUUCUCCAGUGCUCAGCUGAGGGGCCAGGAGCCCUUGUAUAAAUUACCUGCCUCUGGGUUUUCCUUUCCGGGGAGCAGAGCCAGGAGUAGGCAGGAAUUUGAAACUUUCACUUCCUUGUGAACUGGUAACACACUUCAGCCAUAGGCAGCUGUGAUGGCCACUGUUUGAGAUCAUGUGCUAGUGGGAUUUCCCUAAGAAAGGCAUUCAGCUGCGGAGCAGGCUUGACCAGCCGGACCCUGAGCCACUGUGAAUUUGCUGGUGUCCUUCCUAUUUACUGGAGUGAUUUUAAGGUUUCAGAUCUUACACGGCUCUUUUGUAUCUCUAGCUGAUAGAUCACAUGUAGAUAGGUGUAUAUACAGCUAAAUUUGAGUACUUUUAUUACUGAGACUAGCUUCCCUGGGCAGCGGCCUUUGAUGUUCCUUCUACACUCCAGAAUUGUUUAUGCCUGGCCCACUCCUGAGAGCUCUAGUUUUCCAUUCCAGUUUGCUCCAGAUUUGCAGGGACUCAAGAUGGAGGCCAGGUUGCCUGAGUUAGUCCAGUAUGCUUUCCACCAGGAAAUAUUGUGUGUACAGACUGGCAUGGCCUCAUCCCUCCGUGUGUCUCACUGUGGGAGAUUGCUGUGAUCCGAAUAGUUGAGUAAAUGCUAAUUUAAAAAUGCAUAUAUUUUGCAUUUGAUUUCUACAGAGUUGAAAUGUUCAGAGAUGAUUUUAAAAAACCAAAUAAAGUGUCUUCCAUUGUUAAAACGAA
This is a messenger RNA of Mesocricetus auratus (golden hamster), 4197 nucleotides long. RefSeq names its product spermatogenesis associated 2 (gene Spata2). The record is from RefSeq and is a predicted model, not a curated record. Gene Ontology annotation, biological process: regulation of necroptotic process; protein linear deubiquitination; protein K63-linked deubiquitination. NCBI's taxonomy places the organism in Eukaryota, Metazoa, Chordata, Mammalia, Rodentia, Cricetidae. The transcript has 3 exons. Gene Ontology annotation, cellular component: cytoplasm. The coding region runs from base 677 to 2224 and encodes 515 amino acids.